Rhagoletis zephyria (snowberry fruit fly) is the source of this 3408-nucleotide messenger RNA. RefSeq lists its product as uncharacterized. Lineage: Eukaryota; Metazoa; Arthropoda; Insecta; Diptera; Tephritidae. The record is from RefSeq and is a predicted model, not a curated record.
GCAUUAAAUAAAGUAUAAAAAUUGGUCAUAAGAAAAUCGUUUUCGUUUUCGUGACUGUUGAGCUUGUUGAUUUAAUCAAAAUGUAUUUACCAAAGUGUGAUUGAAUUUGACAUUUCUCUCGUAAGAACGAUCCUAUAAUGUCAAAUUGGAAAAAUUUUUUUGUUUGUGUUUUUUGACAUUUUAGUACCUUAAAAGAGAGCCACACUGAGUUGUCAAUCACACAUUGUUUAAUACACCUUGGAUGAGGGCCUAAUUCUGCACCACGUCGAAUUUCCGUCGUAGUUACGAAAAAAGAACAGUGGCAACCUUGGCAUUCUAGUCUCCGAAGUGUUAUUCGAACAUUACGAAAAUUCAAGUUUGUAUGUAUUCCGCAUCACUUCGUAACAGUUAUUCGUAGGUAUUUUUUCCCUAAAGAAAAUCAACGUCGGAAUCUAUUUAAAUUUUUCACAUUUAAGUACUGUGAAUUAAAAUGUAAGUAUAAAAUUGUACAAAUACUUUAUGCGUUUGUAUUUAUAUGAAAUUUAUGCAUAAUAGGGCGAGGACCACCAAUCCAAGCCAAUAUGAAUUGUUGGUAGAGCUACUCACGCCGCUAACGAGCUGAAUGCUUUGGGACCACCAUGCAGGGACUGGGCAGGGUGGCGAAAGACAUGGCUUGAUUGGAAGAGCUACGUUAAAAAGAAGCUUUCCCACAACAAAAUGGAGUCUCGAGCUACUGGAGGGGGUAGUUUUAAUAAAAGGCCCAUAAGCUCCUUAGAAGAUAAGGUGAUUUCGCUGACCGGGCUAGAAACUUGCACCUCAGGCCUUCAAGCUGGGUUAAGCUUCGGUGGAAGGCAGGUAGUGGAAGCAAGUAGUACCAGUAGUCAAGCUGCCAAUAGCCAAGCUCUUGCCACAAAUACCAGGGAAGAAGUUAUUGAAACAAAUGCUACAGAAAACGGAAGCCAAGUUGAAAACUGCGACACUGCUCCCACUCCUAGAAGAAGACGACAUAUAGCCUCGACCGCUGAAGACAUAGAAAACUGCGAAAUAGCUCCCACCCCUAGAAGGAGGCGGCAUGCAGCGUCCACGGCUGAAGAUUCGCGAAAUCUUUUGAGUGAGCAAAUAAGCAUGCAGCGAGAGUUCUAUAAAGACCAAUGCGAUCAUAAUUCGCAAGCGUCAAGUGGCCUUAAAAGAGUUUAUCGCGGCAUAGAAAAACUGUGUGAAAUAGAAAAAGAAAAACUGAAGGAAUUUAAGCGACAUAAUGCUGUCAAAGAAAUUGCUUAAGGGAACGCAAUAAAUUAAAAAAGAAGCGCUAGAAUUAAAAGCUAUAGCACUCGAAUUAAAACAAGCAAAAUUUGAGGGAGUGAGAGAUGUAAAUAUUAAACGUAUAUUUUUAGUUGACACACGUUUUCAUUUAUUUCCAGAUAAGAUAUAUUCUAGGUAAAUACUAUGUACAUGUAAAGCUUUGCUUAUGGUUUGGUUUCACUCACAACGCAAAAGUUGCAAGAAUUCUUUGGCGUGUUCGUUCAGCAUCACUCCGAAGAUUCUCAAAUUCCGGGCCAUAAUCGGGCUCAAUUUCUUCCACAUCAUCUCUCUCAGGCAACGGUUCAAAUUGGUCAUCGGGGAAGUGAAUACAUAUGUUGUGGAGAGCACAAGCUACGUUUACAAUUUGGCAGGCCUUUAGAGGAACAUAAUUUAAAGCUCGUUCCCCUAAAAAACAUCGGAAUCGGCUUUUCCACACACCAAUUGUUCUUUCUACCACACUUCGUGUUUUUGAAUGGUGAUCAUUGAAAAUUCUUUCUGGCGACCCUGCAGCUGCACUUCUAUAAGGCGUCAUAAGCCAAGGUUCGAGUGGGUAGCCGGCAUCGCCUAGAAGAAUAUUUGUUAAUAUUUAUUUGUAAGCUACAUGGUACGGAUUUUUACUACCAAGAAGCCACGUGUUAGUAUUUCCUUCUCUAAAUUGCCGCUCGAAAUGCUUCCUACCACUACUUAACUUCCAAAUAUGGCUAUCAUGGUUACAUCCUGGAUACCGUGCAUCUACUGCUCUUAUUCUCAACUUAUGGUCGCAUAUCUAAAAUAAAUUAAAACGUUAUAUCAAACUUACUAUCAUUACAUUAAGACUAUACCAGCCUUUUCGGUUGAAAAAUAGAAACGUCUCUGACGAAGGUGCUGUUCGUUUAACGUGAGUACCGUCAACACACAUUACUACUCCUGGAAACAUUGCCUUUGAAUAAAAAUCUUGUUUUGCUUCUACUACUUCCGACUCGUCCAUAAUAAAAUUUAUCCAGAUUGGGCAAAGCUUCCUUUCAAAAACAUUUAAUAGCAGCGAUAUUGUCUUCGAUACUGUGGGCUGCGUCAUUCCGACAUCAUAGUCCUUACCAACUCCGUGUUGGUAGCCUCCUUCUGCAAAAAAAACCUUAAGAGAGCUACCAAGCGGCUCAGACUCGUUAUUGAUGAACUCUUUGUCGGGCCACCGAACUCUUCAUCCAAUAUUCCUAGCAAAUAUUAAAGGCAAUCUUUGCUUAUCCGAAAGUUCUUUGUAAAUAUGAAAGAAACUUAGUUGUAAUUUUUAAUUGUUCAUAUCUGUCUUACACUUACGCCAUAACAUUCAACUGAAAGGGAUCGCAGGCGUCUCUAAGUUGUCGUCGUUUUAUAUUUUCUGCGUUACUCCUUGAAUAUUCAUCUUCUUCGAAUGAUAAAAUACCAGCAGCAAUGGAUUCCAUAAUUUUUAGCUUUUUUUAUUAUUGCUACAACGUUUUCUUUGCUUUUUUCUUAAAAUAACUUAUUCUUGCAACUGCUUUCUAUUUUCAAAAUAAGCUUUCACUUGAGAGACGUAAAUGACAAAUAACUUCGAAAAUUCGAACAACUUAUACAUCUCCGUCGGAGAAUGGAAUGCAAACAAUUUUUUCUUUGGAACUUAAUUCGGAAAUCGGGACUUUUCCCGACGGGGUGCAGAAUGUAGCCCGUAAUGUUGAUUUUUUGGACUGCAAAAUGUAAAUGUAAAAAAUUUGCAAUCAUUAUGAAUAAAAUCGCUAAAAACAAGCUGAGUGGAAAAGUCGUUAAAAUGGCAACACUGCUCAGCACGGUUGGCCAGUAGUUGGGCGUGGCUCAUUCUCUGCCAAUGCCUGCUGAUGAAUAUGUAUGUAAAUUAAUAGCAUGGUUGCCAUAUCGCGCUAUCAUAAGCUGGUUAGCUAGUACUUGCAAAAGUCUUUGAAUAUUCACGUAGUGACGCGAAAAAUAGCUUUGUUGAAAGAUUUUGAUGUUGUCUAGCAUAGAAAAAGGAAUUGAAAAAAUACAACUUUGACUUCUGUACUUUCGGUGCGUAUUAACGGUAUAACAUACUAUGUAAUUUUUUAAGUUUUUUCUUUCGGACUUAUAAUUUUAUGAGACUAUGUAAAUCCACCAAUUAGUUUUAAAAUUUUUGCGUUGUAU